Metopolophium dirhodum (rose-grain aphid) is the source of this 603-nucleotide messenger RNA. Its product is annotated as adenylate kinase 7-like. The record is from RefSeq and is a predicted model, not a curated record. NCBI's taxonomy places the organism in Eukaryota, Metazoa, Arthropoda, Insecta, Hemiptera, Aphididae. Bases 1 to 603 code for a protein of 200 amino acids. The transcript has 4 exons.
AUGAUUGCAUCUCCAUACUUACCAUUAAAAUUGUAUACUAAUAAAGUUCAAUUACCAGAAAUUGAUCCAAGUUUUGAACAGUUUUUAAGUAUAGUUGUAAAGGAAAUCAAAUUGAAUCAACAACAUGGAAUAUUGGAGAAAAUUACUGAUUUAAAUAAAACGAAUUCAAUAGAGGAAGAGAUUAACAUUGAACAUCAAAAAUUUAAACACAAACAACUCAAGGAAAAAUUAACAUUGCUAGAAGAUUUUAGAAAGGUGACGGAUUUCGAAUACAUCGAAAGUUUGUCCAACGAAGAAUAUCUAAUGAAAUACGUCACUCCUAUUUUGACUAAAUUGAUAGUUCAAGUUGCAAAAGUGAGACCAAAAAAUCCUGUUGAUUUUUUGGCAUACAUGGCUCUUAAAGAGAAUCCGGAAGGUUUACCAAACUUACCAGGCUAUUCUAAGGGAGGUGUGAAUAUCCCAAAAAUAUUGGACCGCAUGUUCCAAUUGUAUAAUUACGAUGAAAAUGAAAUAAUUAAAUCAAAAUCAUUAAUGGACGUUUUGAUAGCACAUUAUACGGAUGAAGAAGAUCCAAACAGCGAAGAAGAAUUGUUUAAAAAUUAA